GGCUGCCACGUAAGAGCGAGUAGCUGGAGCCGCUUCCUGGGGAGACGCUGCAAACGGAGCGCGGGUGGCAAUGGGUGGCUCGCAGAGCGUGGAAAUACCCGGCGGAGGCAGCGAGGGAUACCAUGUCCUCCGAGUUCAAGAAAAUUCCCCAGGCCACAGAGCUGGAUUGGAGCCUUUCUUUGAUUUUGUUGUUUCCAUUGGCAAUACUCGAUUGAAUCAAGAUAAUGAUACCCUCAAAGAUCUUUUGAAGGCCAAUGUGGAGAAACCAAUUAAAAUGGUUGUCUACAGCAGUAAGACACUCAAAUUGAGAGAAACUACAGUUACUCCUAGCAACAUGUGGGGAGGUCAAGGCUUGCUUGGAGUCAGCAUUCGUUUCUGCAGUUUCGAGGGAGCUAAUGAAAAUGUCUGGCAUGUGUUGGAAGUGGAGCCAAAUUCUCCAGCUGCACUAGCUGGUCUUCGACCUCAUACAGACUAUAUAAUUGGAGCAGACACAGUCAUGAAUGAGUCCGAAGAUCUCUUCUCUCUGAUAGAGACCCAUGAAGGGAAAGCUUUGAAACUAUAUGUCUACAAUACAGACACAGAUAACUGCCGGGAAGUUGUUAUCACACCUAAUACCACCUGGGGUGGAGAAGGCAGCUUAGGGUGUGGGAUUGGAUAUGGCUACUUGCAUCGAAUUCCAACCCGUCCAUUUGCAGAGGGUAAAAAAAUAAGUCUUCCAGGACCAGGUGCAUCAGUCAGUCCAUUAAAAGAUGGCUUCACAGAGGUUCAGCUAUCUGCUGUUUCCUCAGCAACUGCUACAAACACCAACUUGCAGCAGGGUCUAUCUGGACUAUCACUUGGUACAACUCCUCCUCCUGUUAACAGUGUUCUUAAUACUGGUGUUCCAACAGUUCCGUUGUUACCUUCAUCUGCAAAUUCAUCCUCAAGCACAGUUCCAACAAGUAUAAAUGUUGAUACUACUCUAACUAGUCUAAUGCCAUUACCAAGUGGACUGCCUAAUAUCCCCAACCUACCUAAUGUGGAUCUCACUCUACAGAACCUUGCUCCAGUGACCUUACCAGGAAUUGGUGUGGUACCUUCACUCACUGGUUAUCCAUCAGCCACUCAGUUGCCACCAAUAAAUCUCUCUGGACUGCCCCCUCUAACAAUGCCUGCCAUGUAUCCAUCGCAAUCACCCAUGAUUACAGGAGUAAAGGCUGGUUUAACUGAAACGGUUUCAGCCAUCUCUCCAAUAGUAGGUGGUUUUCAUGUUUCUGCCUCUGCACCGCCUACUGAACAGACCCCUGCCCUCAUUUUAGAUACUACAACUGUUUCCAUGACAACUGCUGACAUCCAGGCAACUGCAUCACCUAAUGCAAAUAAUGAAGAGCCAUCUUCCAUUUCCACAGACGCACAAGCUUCUUCUGAGUCGUCUUAAAUGCAAAUCUUAUCAAAAGCAGAAGCUGAUUAAUGUAUUUAUUCAGCUGCAGAAAACUUGUUCUGAAAUUAAAACAUAAAGAGUAGACUGGCAUGAUUGCAUAUCUGAGCUUUAAACCUUUGUACAUAAUUAUAAGGCUGAGGCAAAUACAUAACCUUUAAUACAAUUGGAUGGUUUACUACAUUGUUCAGCAAUGUGGUAUUUUUGAUGUAAAUGGAAAAUAAAUUAUUUUAUCAAGUACAGAUUUAAUUCCCUCUCUUCUCCCUGUCGUCCUCUGGUAGAGCUGCUGUGCUGUCCAAUUACUUGUUACAUCUUUAGCCACCAUCUUGUCUGUAAUUUUCCAGCCUUUGAUUUUCAGAUCAACAGGUAAAUACUUGCUGUAUCAUUAAAGCACCCUACUGUUUUUAAUGACAAUUGAAAGGAAGUAAUGUGAGAGAAAACAUACAUGCAGCUGAAAUCCAGUAGGCGUCACCAUAAGCUUAACAGAGAAUACAUUUGAAAGGGAUGAUCGAGCAAUAAAUUCCACUGAAAAGGCACUGGUAUUUUUCAGAAUAGAAUGAAAAAUCUAUUUUUAAACAAAAAUUAUCUUGUCAACUCUAGUGUGCCAAAAUACAAUUUUGCUUUUGUGUUUAUAACCUGGAAUUCCUAUGACAUUGUCGGGUUCUGAAGUGAGUGAUACAACGUGAAAGAAAAUGUGUUGAAGUUCUUGUGAAAAGUACUAACAGGUUCAGCACUUAAUAUAUAUGUAAUCAUGUUAAGUAUUUUAUGCACAGUUGUGAUGCCAUUUAAAAUGCUGCUGAAUUGCUGAGUUACUUUUUUUAAAAAUAGUCACAUAUUAAAAUUUUGAAAGAAUGAGGCAGGAACAAAUUAUUGAAGGACUUUUUGUGUAGGGCAAUAUUCAAGAAGCUCAAUGAAAAUACUGUGGAAGGAAGAUACUGGACUGGUAGUACUGUGUAAUAAAAGAGAAGUUGUCACCACCUCUGAUUUUAAGUGGUUUUCCAGCCAAGUGUUUCUGCUUCAUCUCAAACUGCUUGUUUUGGCUAAACUGUAACAAACCUGUGGGUACAAUGAAAAUUGAGAAUAUUUUUUUGGAGGGAAGGGAGGUUAAACUAGUUGCAUCACAGGAAGAAAAUGGAACAAAGUUAACUUUUGGAAUAUGGAUCUUUGUUGGUGUCUACUAUCUGCCCUGACUUGUGGAACAGAUGUUUGGACAGCAACUAAGGCCAGGAGCUAAAUUCAAUUAUGCUAAUAUCAUGGGAGGCAGAGUAAAGUUCAGUUAUUAAUAGUUUGACUGUUUUUGGGUGAUAGAGAGUAGAUAAUAGACAAGAAGGGGGAACAACUUAAGGCUAUUAUGCAUAUGAGUAGAACGGUAGGUAUUUUUAGUAUGGUCAAGAACAGAAUGUGGAUAUAAAAAUGUGAGUUAUGUUAAAUGAAAUAAAAAUUGAGUUACCGAUUUAAGG
Pristis pectinata (smalltooth sawfish) is the source of this 2877-nucleotide messenger RNA. RefSeq names its product golgi reassembly stacking protein 2 (gene gorasp2). Gene Ontology annotation, biological process: Golgi organization. The transcript is spliced from 10 exons. The coding region runs from base 71 to 1417 and encodes 448 amino acids. Gene Ontology annotation, molecular function: protein binding. Lineage: Eukaryota; Metazoa; Chordata; Chondrichthyes; Rhinopristiformes; Pristidae. The record is from RefSeq and is a predicted model, not a curated record. Gene Ontology annotation, cellular component: Golgi apparatus.